This is a messenger RNA of Hylaeus volcanicus, 1781 nucleotides long. RefSeq names its product alpha-tocopherol transfer protein-like. The record is from RefSeq and is a predicted model, not a curated record. NCBI's taxonomy places the organism in Eukaryota, Metazoa, Arthropoda, Insecta, Hymenoptera, Colletidae. Gene Ontology annotation, molecular function: phosphatidylinositol bisphosphate binding. Bases 395 to 1333 code for a protein of 312 amino acids. Gene Ontology annotation, cellular component: membrane. The transcript has 5 exons.
UUCAUAGAAACCGUCGUGUUUUGUCUUUUCGGCCCUGAAGGUGAACUCGACGCGCGUUAUAAGAGAGCCAACGUGUCUCGUGGUCGUCGCAUUUUCGUUCGUUUGACGAUCGCACGCUCGUCGCGGUUCACAGGUGACACAACCACCCCCACCUAUCCGGUCGUGGCUCACCAACCCCCUCCACCGAUUCGCAUUCGGUCACCAGUCCCAGAAUUGUCGGUUUUCCGUCGUAUUUUUGUCGAUCGACGAUCAGUUUCGGUGAUCACCGUCGACGUAUGCGCAGAGUUUCUGUACGAUCGGUGAUAAUUCGAAGACCUGCUCGCGCUUUCGCAGGUUGUGUGAAUUGUUUCGAGGGGGUGAAUCGCGAUAGUUACCAAGGUGGAUAGAGGACGCCAUGACUGCCACCAUGCAAAACUUAGAACGAACGAUGUUGACCGAUAUCACGGAACUUCCCUCCAUCAAGCUCGGCGAUUUCGUUCUUCAGAUAGAGCUGAAUUCGCCUAGUCCUGAAUUGCAGGAGGUCGCGAAGAAGGAACUUCGCGAGAGCCCGGAAGUCCAGAAAGAGGCCAUAGCUCAAUUGAUGGAAUUACUGAGAGGGGAGACAGACCUGAAGGUACCACUGGAGAACGAGGCCUGGUUGAUUCGUUUCCUCAGGCCGAGCAAGUACUACCCAGAUUCGGCAUUGAAACUCGUGAAGAACUACUACAGCUUCAAGGUGAAGCACGCGAACGUCUACGACGGCCUGAAGCCCAGCAGAGAGAAGAACAUCUUCGACCAGAACAUCCUGACCGUGCUGCCUACUCGAGAUCAGCAUGGCCGAAGGAUUCUGAUCCUGGAGCUGGGCAAAAAAUGGAAACACACCAAGUGCACCCUCGACGAGGUGUUCAAGGGAUGCGUACUCUACUUAGAGGCCGCCAUUUUGGAACCAGCCACGCAGAUCGCUGGAGCCGUGGUGAUAUUCGACAUGGACGGACUCAGUCUUCAACAGACUUGGCAAUUCACUCCACAGUUCGCCAAAAGGAUAGUCGAUUGGCUUCAGGACGCUGUGCCCCUCAGGGUCAAGAACAUUCACAUUGUCAACCAACCGUACAUCUUCAACAUGGUGUUCACGUUGUUCAAACCAUUCCUUAGGGAGAAACUGAAGAAUAGAAUUAUCUUCCACGGCAAGGACUACAAAUCGCUGCACGAACACUUAUCGCCUAAGUGUUUGCCAGAAUGUUACGGUGGCAGCUUGAAGUUUCCACGAAUAACAGGACCACAGUGGUUGGAAUUGUUGUUAAAGUGCGACAAGGAAUUCGAUGCGAUCAAUUCCUACGGUUACAAGAAACACUAGCUUGUUCACUGCCACGUGUCUCUUGGAAAGGCUGAAGAGGAGCACCCGUUUCUAAAAAAGAUGUCGACAAUCGAGAGCUGAGUCGAUUUUCAUGCAACGACGACGGUUGUGGGUCUUGGGUCGACGCGAAGAUUAAGAUUUGUUGGUCGACUCGUCAACUUGUUUAUAAAUAAUAUAUUUCCCUAUCCAAUUCUCUCUACAGCGAUCGCAUUUUUUUGCGAGAAAAGAAGAUGAACACGAGCAACGAGCUUGCUGGUGCUAGGUUUACUUACGUUUUGUAUUAUUAUGAGAGAGAGAGAGCGAGAGAGCGAGAGAGGAGAGAUAUUUAUCUACAAUUAGAGUGAUUUUGUAUGGAAUAUGCAAUUGAAUUGUCGUUAGGAGUUUAUUCGUACUAUAGACUAGCAAAUAAGUAAAUUUAUGUGAAAAUAAAAUUAGUUUAAGCAACGAA